Molecule: messenger RNA, 2225 nt
Organism: Physella acuta
Lineage: Eukaryota; Metazoa; Mollusca; Gastropoda; Physidae
Molecular function (GO): zinc ion binding; nucleic acid binding
Source: RefSeq, a predicted model, not a curated record
CGUCCCUUACAUGUCCCCUGCUUGUGUGUGUGUGUGUUGUGUGCUGGAACGACAGGUACCCUCCCUUUGGUGUAUAGUUGUAUCCCUUGGUUGAGUGUGUUUACAUGGAGCGAGAGGUGUUCACGUGAGGUGUGUCAGGUGACGGGUGUCAGAGCGUGUGCCAGGGUGUGAAUCAGUCUGUUGGAGUGUGGCUGUGGACGUGGAACGUGGGGUUGAGAUCUGGAUGUGAAGUUGUGCUGUGGCUGUGGACGGGGAGACGUUGAGUAUCUUGUUAUUUUAUGUUGUAGACUCCAUUUGCUCUUUUAUUAUUCUUAUUACUGUAUACAUUUAUAUUAAACAUCUUAUUGUUAUUAUUAUAUUUAAAUAGUGUUAGUUGUCUUUGUUUGUCGCUACAUAUAUAUAUACCCUAGAUUCCAGAACCCAACAUUUGGGGGCUCGUCCGUUUAGCAUGGCUACUACCAGGAGUGCCAGAAGACAGCUAAUAAGUGAUUUGAAGGAGGAGGGAAAGCUAAUUGGGCUGACCGAUGACAGUUUGGCGGAGUGGGUGAAGGAAGAGUUGAGGAGGGUGGAAGAUGCGAAGGUCGAGGUUGUAGCAAAGGUAUGUAACCCUGUACCCCGCUUGAGGGAUGUGGCGCCGAUGACGGUGGACGAAGACCUGGGUGCGUAUGUGAGGCAUUUUGAGAGUCAGGCAAAGAGACAAGGCAUUGACCCCAAGGACUGGUCGCUCCUUCUGACGGACAAGAUGAGUGGACAACUGAAGACUUUCCUCGUUGAGACGGGACUGAACUUGCAUCAGGACUUCGAGUCAGUAAAGGUAAAGUUAUUCACGCACGCAGGUUUCAACGAGGAAAAGUAUAGGGUCAGAUUCCACCAGCUGGUACCAACACACGACGAUAUGAGAAGCUUCGCAGUCAACACAGAAGCCGCGUUGAGAGCGUGGGUCCGGCAGUCGGAGACAAAGGAAACGUUUGAGGACUUGGUGAACCUCCUGAUUGUUGAUCGGAUAAAAUCGGUGGUCACAUGUGAUCUGUUGGAGAGGCUGAAUGGUGCUGCUAAGAAGCUGUGUAUGAUGAUUACGGGCUGGAGAUGAUUAAUGUAGUUAAAACGGCUAUCGAGAAAGGAACUAAGUUUGAUCGCCUUUAAGAAAAGAUUACCAUCUAUGGCGACGUACGCAUCUACCGAUGGGCCCUUGCUCUACAUGAAUUAGCCUGUACUGGGAAACAUAUCAAGGGAACUGAGAACUUUGUAGCAGACAUUCUAUCACGAGUGUUUUACGACAACUAGUGUAUAUGAUAUUGAGAAAUGUAUUAUUGUUGGAGUACAGUAUGAUUAUAUUAAGGAAUUUACUAUUGAGGCAUUAUGAUAUGAUUAUAUUGAGAAAUGUUUCAGAAAGGUAUUACUGAUGCAGUAUAGAAUGAUUAUGCAAAUCAAAUUUUUUAUUGUGGCUUCUCACAUGUAUCUUCAUAGGUUGAGAUAGUCAGACCACGAGCUUGGUGCCCGGCCGGAGAAAACCAUAGUCCACACUCAGGACCGAAAUGUUAAAGCUGGAUGCGAGCCACACUCUGGACCGAACUGUCCAGGCUGGAUACAAGCCACACUCUGGACCGAACUGUCCAGGCUGGAUACAAGCCACACUCUGGACCGAACUGUCCAGGCUGGAUACAAGUCAAACGCUGUCCCCACCGGUCAAAGCGAGGCGUCCUAAAAGCUGAAGAAUAAAUAGUCGAGCUCGGGCACCAACAGUGGCUAAUGGAACAAGAGAUGUUUGAUCUCUUUAAGGAAAAGAGAUCUGAAGGUGGAGGGGAGGGAUGUUACGUCCCUUACAUGUCCCCUGCUUGUGUGUGUGUGUGUUGUGUGCUGGAACGACAGGUACCCUCCCUUUGGUGUAUAGUUGUAUCCCUUGGUUGAGUGUGUUUACAUGGAGCGAGAGGUGUUCACGUGAGGUGUGUCAGGUGACGGGUGUCAGAGCGUGUGCCAGGGUGUGAAUCAGUCUGUUGGAGUGUGGCUGUGGACGUGGAACGUGGGGUUGAGAUCUGGAUGUGAAGUUGUGCUGUGGCUGUGGACGGGGAGACGUUGAGUAUCUUGUUAUUUUAUGUUGUAGACUCCAUUUGCUCUUUUAUUAUUCUUAUUACUGUAUACAUUUAUAUUAAACAUCUUAUUGUUAUUAUUAUAUUUAAAUAGUGUUAGUUGUCUUUGUUUGUCGCUACAUAUAUAUAUACCCUAGA